Messenger RNA from Chelmon rostratus (copperband butterflyfish), 3320 nucleotides. It is a transcript of the gene iffo1a, whose product is annotated as intermediate filament family orphan 1a. The record is from RefSeq and is a predicted model, not a curated record. NCBI's taxonomy places the organism in Eukaryota, Metazoa, Chordata, Actinopteri, Chaetodontiformes, Chaetodontidae. The coding region runs from base 193 to 2166 and encodes 657 amino acids. The transcript has 11 exons.
UUCACCUCAUUAUCUGGUGCCGAAGUGAGAGUUUCCUCCUGUGACGAGCAGCUCCUCUGCAUAAAGGUGAUCGUCGGUGACAUCAGGAGGAGGACUCAAACCCGAGGCUGCUGGGCCUGAUUCCGGUUGGGGACAAUAAUCAGGUUUUGGACGGAAUUAUCUGCAGAGUUGAACAUAUAGAAGUCUGAGUUCAUGCCGGAUUUCGAGCACUUCAGAUUUUCCUAUUCCAGCAUGAAUCCGGUCCUGGGGGAGAGCGGCUUCCUGGCCCCACAGCAGCACCACCACCAGAUGACGGGCCAGGCAGACUCCGCCAUCCCAGAGCCCGGCUACUUCCUGGGGGACCACGGCGGGUUCGGGCCUGAUGGGUUGUCCGGGCUGGACCUGGGCGCCCUGCCGCCGUCGGGCCUCGCCUACCUGCACCUGAGCAGCCCCCUGCACCGCGUGCCCCCCGCCGCCACGGCGCUGCGCAACGACCUAGGGUCCAAUAUCAGCGUCCUGAAGACCCUGAACCUGCGCUUCCGCUGCUUUUUGGCCAAAGUGCACGAGCUGGAGCGCAGGAACAAGGUGCUGGAGAAGCAGCUGCAGCAGGCUCUGGAGGAUAACUGCGGAGGGGAAGGACACCAGAAGCCGCUGACCAAAGAGAUGGGGGUCCAGACUGGAUUUAUCGGGCCUAUUCCAGCCAGACCGGGCCUCAUCCCGCUCCACAACGCCAACAACUCGGCCUACCUGCCCGGCGGCCUCCUCUCUCCAACCCUGAACCCCCCUCCCCUUUUUGACAAUAAAUACCAGCUGGGGACCAACCUGAACCCGCUCCCAGUCUCCACGGAUUCAAACUCCAACCUCACCACAUCCGGUUUCUCCAUCAGUCCGGCCCUGAGUCCCACCGACCCGUCCAAAACCAUCACCAACAUCAACGAGAAAUACGCCUCUCACACCGGGACGAACACCAACAACACCCUCCCUCCUCCCCCGCGCUUCCUCCCCGGGACGAUCUGGUCCUUCAACCACACCCGCCGGUUUGGCACCGGGAGGGAGUCGUGCGUCACGGGCCCCGGAGUCUCCUGGACGCACCCGGACGGCGUCGGGGUCCAGAUCGACACCAUCACGCCUGAGAUCAGGGCCCUGUACAAUGUGCUGUCCAAGGUGAAGAGAGAAAGAGACGAGUACAAGAGGAGAUGGGAGGAGGAGUACACAGCCAGAAUGGACCUGCAGGAGAAGGUGGCUGAGCUGGAAGAGGACCUGCAGGAGAGCGAGGUGUGUCAGGAUGAGCUGGCUCUGAGGGUGAAGCAGCUGAAGGCCGAACUCGUUCUAUUUAAAGGACUCGUCAGCAACAACCUGUCAGACCUGGACAGCAAGAUCCAGGAGAAGGCCAUGAAGGUGGACAUGGACAUCUGCCGCCGCAUCGACAUCACCGCCCGCCUCUGCGACGUCGCCCAGCAGAGGAACUGCGAGGACAUGAUCCACAUGUUCCAGCAGGUGGCCACGCCCCCCUCCACGCUGAGCGGCCGGGCCAGGAAGCCGAGCGGGCAGUCGGCGAAGGGCGGGGACGGAGACGAGCUGAGCAUGUCCGAGGGCGAGGGAGGCGGGGCCAAAGACGAGGAGUCGUGCAGCACGUCGGCCAAUCAGAUCAACGAGCAGAUGCAGAGGAUGCUGAAUCAGCUGAGGGAGUGUGAGUUCGAGGAUGACUGCGACAGUCUGGCCUGGGAGGAAACCGAGGAAACACUUCUGCUCUGGGAAGAUUUUCCUGGAUACUCACUGGGAAUGGAAACACAGGGAGAGCUGCAGCAGCAGGACGAGUCCAUAGAGGAGGUGAUUAAAGACACGGAGUCUCUGUUCAAAUCCAGAGAGAAGGAGUACCAGGACACCAUCGACCAGAUAGAGCUGGAACUAGCUACAGCCAAGAGUGACAUGAACCGUCACCUGCACGAGUACAUGGAGAUGUGUUCGAUGAAAAGAGGGCUGGACGUCCAGAUGGAGACCUGCAGGAGACUCAUCACACAGAGCGGAGACAGGAAGUCCGCCUCGCUCAUCACCCUGAUGGUGGACGACUCGGACGGCGAGGAGAAGGAGAGGAAAAAGCCGGCUCUCCCUGCCGACUCCGAGGCCAGCGAGCCUUGCUGCGACGCCAACGCCGCCAUCCCUCCUCUGGCCUGGAGGAAACCCUGACACACACCGACACACACACUGCUGGUGCACACCGAUGCUCCUCCUCCGCCGCUGUUUGAGAGCAGGAAAACAAAUUAAGUUGUGCAAAACUGUAGAUUAUUUCACAACCAGCAGAUGUUACAUUUUCAUGAUCUUUACUGCUCACAAACUCAGUCAUGAAGGUCAAAACUUACACCAACGUCCUCACAAAAGCAUGAUGAUUGAUUCAAGAAUGAUUCCUGUUAAAGCUGCUGGUGAAACAGCAGGUGUCGCUGCUGCCCUCCUGUGGUCAUCAGCUGUAACUGCACCUCCGUGAAGGUCAACCACAAAAAAAUGGCACUUUCAAAGAUCUUCACUGGCUCAGUUAGCGGGGGUUUAAAAGGACACAGCUGAUCUCAUGUUGCACACUGACGUUUCUGUUUAGUGCAGGAGCUUAUUUGCACAGAUUCUGUAACGAUGCCUUUCAGCUGCAGGUUCGCACGAGUGCAGAGAGGCAGCGAUGCACAAAGAAACAGUUUGCAGCACAUAACUGUUCAUGAAAGCGAUGAAGAGUGAUGAACAGCUUUACUGAUUAAUUCGCACUUAUUUAUUAGAAUGAAAUGCUUUUUAUUCUGUGUUUUAAUCCUGUCGCGUGCAGCAGCUUAAAAAUGUUGCAAAAAAUAAAGCAGAAGUUUAAUUCCUAAAAUAUGAAUUACCCAGUUGCCAUUUUCUGGGAUGAUGCUGUAGGUAGAGUCACUAUUUUCACACAUCUCCAACUAUCAACUUGCCUUAAACUGAUGUCCAACAUUUGAUUAAUAUGACACCUUCUCCGCCCUGAAAUGCAUCUGAAAGGUUUUAAUCUUCCUAAACAAACCAAACUGCAUUAUUAUAUAAACAAAAUUCAAGAUUUUUAAAGUAGAUUUUUGUUAUCUGCAACUCAGAUUGCUGAAUAUGAAACAUUAAAUAACAUUUAAGGCUGUGGACACUCAUCCUCAACACGGUUUCUGGAAAUGUUACGAUUAAAUUUUGAUUUAAGGAGCCGUUUAUGGUCUACAAUUAGCGGCAAAUUACACAUGAUGGGUUUUUAAAGGGAGAUUAUAAUGUUCAUAAGUCAAAAUCUUUAAUGCGACUUCCAAAACGGAGCUUUGGUAAUCCUGCAGGAGCAUCAGGAGACGACUGACUGGAUAAGGCAGAAA